AUUUCGUCAUUUACUGGAAUCGAAACCCUUUCAGCAUUGUCGAGAUCCUCCUCUUGUGGGAUCCGUGUGCGCGCUGCUCCACGACGCCCUGUCACCCAGCAAUAAAGGCGACCUACGUAACACGGUGAUCCAGACGUGCCUGUCCCUGAACGCGGCCGAGGUGAUCCUGCGGACGCUGAAGGCCCUGUCGGCGGAGGGCCUGGCCGCCAUCGACCCCUGCAUCCACCCUGCCUAUCAGGUGCUCGCCAAACUCGCGUCUAAAGACCCAAAAUUAGCUGUAAAGGCGAGACUGGUAGGGGGGGUGAAGCUGACCCACCAACUUCUGCAAGCCCAUAUGAAGAAUUGCGUUCCUCUUCUCCCGUUGUUGAUGGUCACCAAGUACCUUGCGAAGAAUUCAACAAACCAGGUGAUGCUGGGGAAGGAUGGGUGCGUGGCGACCCUAGUGUCCAUCCUCAGCUCAGUGCCAAAGACCCACUGGGCAAAGAUCAAGUUCAUCAUGGAAACACUGGCUCUCCUUACAAAAGCUACGAAUGUGAGCCCCCGUCUUGCAGCCAUUGUACGGGCUAACGGCCAAAAACUCCAGGCCCUUCUUAAUUAUUUCUUUGAGAGCAAUGUGAUUCGGUUGGUGAGAGAGACGGGACUGCAGCGUGUUCUCUCCAUCUUGGACGCGUGGGAGAAGAUUGAGCGGCGACACCAGGUCAAGGUCAUUAAGGGAAUACUUGGUACUUUAUCGCACAUGUGUGAUUCCAAACAUGGUCGAAAAGCUGUGGUGGCACUUAAUGGUGUUGAAAUCACACAGCGUUUCAUACAGUCCUGUCCAGCAGACAAGAAGUUUGACAAUAACCUCGCAAAUGCCACCAAUGUUUUCCUGAAGUGUAUCAGCAAAGGAGAACUACCAGUGUCUUCCAGCUGGGGGGCAUUCACCUUCCAAGUGCCAAAUAGGGAGGGAUCCGAAACAAGCUCAGACAGGUCCCGCGAAGCAACUCCAGGCGUAGAUAUGGAUUCUUCAGAUGAAGAGGCAGAAGAGGAAAUUGAGGAUGAAGAGGAGGACUUUGAACUCUCUCAGGACUUCAAAGGAAUAGAUUUAGCCUCCGAUUAUUGCCCUCAGAAGCCGAGAAUGGAGGAACUGGUGAAAUUAGCACACUUGUUCCCUGAGCUUUUCAAUUUCCGCAUUGCCAGUGGUACAAGGUUUAAGGAAGUUGCAGUUCCAAUCAGAAAAGGUGCCCUUAAUGAUGUGAUCCCAGAGAGCCACAAUGAGCAUUACAUAAGAGCCUCUGACUGCACACGGAGCAUUAUUAACUUUGUCAAAGUGGCUUAUCCUGACAUGGUUGGUGCUCGUGGCCCCAAUCACUUAGAGGAGCUCUAUGAGAAGGACAGAAGAGUGUGCAGGAAUAAGGCGAUUGCAACCGUGGAGAGAGUGCUCCAUCCUGAGGUCUACAUGGAACGUGUUGUGUACGACUUGGAUUACCUCCUAGAGUCAGAACAUUCAAGGCGUCUCAUCACCCCAAGCAGUAAUACCAGCAGAUCUCUGGGUAAUUGGGAUGAGAAACGUGUUGGCAAACGUGACGUCUCAGUCCAGCACUUGAAUUUCGAAUCAAGAUUUGAGAGCGGCAACUUACGCAGAGUAAUUCAGGCAUCAAAUACUGAAUAUGAUUUGAUUCUUAAUGCUGAUGUUAACUCCUCGCAUCACCACCAGUGGUUCUAUUUUGAAGUCAGCAAUAUGGAGCCACAUACACCAUAUGUCUUCAACAUUAUAAAUAAUGAAAAGCCAAAUAGUGAAUUCAAUUAUGGAAUGAAGCCAGUCAUGUUUAGUGUGUGUGAAGCCUUGAAAGGCAGAGGUGCCUGGGUCCGUACAGGUACGGACAUCUGCUACCACAAAAACCACUACUCGCGGAUACCUAAAAGCCACGAUAAUGUGCGCUUCAAGAAGUCGGUCAACAAGUGCUAUUAUACAGCUACCUUCACCGUCACAUUUCCUCAUGCUUAUGAUGUGUGCUAUUUAGCUUAUCAUUAUCCAUACACUUAUACACAGUUGCAGGCUUACUUAAACAAACAAGAUUCCAUAGAAAGAGCAAGUGAUAUCUUCUACAGUAACCAGUCCUUGUGUCACACACUUAAUGGGAACCCAGUCCCCCUCUUGACUGUUACUACCAAAGAAAAUGUUAAGGAAAAGGAAGUGAUAUUCUUGACAGCACGUGUGCAUCCUGGAGAGAGCAACGCCUCCUGGGUCAUGGAGGGAAUACUUGACUUCCUGCUGACGGACACAGCUGCAUCUCGUCUUCUGUUGCAGAACUUCAUUUUCAAGAUUGUACCCAUGCUCAACCCAGAGGGCGUCAUCCAUGGAAACCAGAGAUGUGGGCUGACGGACGAGGACCUGAACCGGCGCUGGCGAUCUCCGAACCCCAGCCUCCACCCCAGCAUCUACAACGCGAAGUCCCUGUUGGAGUACCUGACGAGCAUCUCGAAGCAGAAGGUGCGAGUGUUCUGCGACCUGCACGGCCACUCGAGGCAGAAGAACGUGUUCAUGUACGGGUGUUCGCGCAUGCAGUCCUGGUGGCUGGGCGACAAGGAGUUUCUGGAUCACCCCGAUUUCAUGCUGCUGCCGAGAUUAGCGCAGAGCUGCAUGGCCACCUUCUCCCUGCGCGACUGCCACUUCCAAAUCGAGCGCGCGAGGGAGUCCACGGCGCGGGUUGCGGUGUGGAGGCAGUUCGAGAUACCCAUGUCCUAUACCAUGGAGGCGUCGACGUGUGGCUGUGACCAGGGGCCCUACAAGAACUAUCACCUAAGUCCAAAGCAGCUGCAGGAAUCGGGAGAGGGCUUCUGCGUCGCCUUGUCCUAUCUCAUCUCCACACCUGAAGUCCUGAAUUCACGACUCAGGCUCAAUUCAGACAGAUUGGAAUGUCACGUGAGAAUGGUUGCCGAGAGGAGCCUAGGGGACUUCACCCAAGAAGUGGCCUUUUGGAGCGGCGACCUCGACGAUGACCUUGAUACAGAUGAUGACCUGGACCUUGAUCUUUACGGUCCUGUUUAACUAGAUGAUUUGUGUUCGUGGAGAUUUCUGUAUUACUUGAUAUAAAGCUGCAGUAAGUUUCAGUUGUUCCUACAGUGCUCACUCUAUAGAACAUCUGUUUUGAUGUGUAGAGGCAGCAGAGUUGAAGCCUAGAUUUAUAAUCAUGACAAGACGUGUAUGUGCAAUACAGUGAUGGAAUACCUGUGAUAAUGUGCUAUAGUGCAGUGCCAAGUUCUCAAAAGUAAAAAAGUUCAUAUCUUAAAAGGAGAGAGAGCAGAAUAUUCACAGAUACACCAUAAUGCUGUGAUGAAAGUGUAUGAUUCAUAAUGUAAUAUUUUCUUAUGCCUCUCUUUGCUGUACUAUAUUUUAGAUCAGGAGAUAAAGAAUUGCAUAUAACUUGGAUCAUGGAAUGAAUUUAUAUCUUGGAAUGUAGAAUAAAGUGUGGAAUGUUUGUGUAUAUAUAUAUAUAUAUAUAUAUAUAUAUAUAUAUAU
Molecule: messenger RNA, 3502 nt
Organism: Penaeus indicus
Lineage: Eukaryota; Metazoa; Arthropoda; Malacostraca; Decapoda; Penaeidae
Product: cytosolic carboxypeptidase 1-like
Exons: 20
Coding region: 335-3031 (898 amino acids)
Biological process (GO): proteolysis; protein side chain deglutamylation
Molecular function (GO): zinc ion binding; metallocarboxypeptidase activity
Source: RefSeq, a predicted model, not a curated record